Molecule: messenger RNA, 1035 nt
Organism: Camelina sativa (false flax)
Lineage: Eukaryota; Viridiplantae; Streptophyta; Magnoliopsida; Brassicales; Brassicaceae
Molecular function (GO): electron transfer activity
Source: RefSeq, a predicted model, not a curated record
CUUAUCAAUUAACUAAUAACUCAUAAGAAGAAACGAUGGUGCAUUCUCGUUUUUUAAACCUUGUUUUAGUCCUAGUGACCAUUGCCUCUUUACUCACUACAUUUGCUGAGGCCAAUAGAGGAUUUGGCUGGGGUUGGGGUGGUGGCUCAAACUCUUCAAGUGGUUCAGGUUCAAACUCGAGGUCCGGUUGGGGUUGGGGUCAUCGCUCCAACUAUUCAAGUGGUUCAGGUUCAACCCCAGUGUCAGGAUGGGGUUGGGGCUCUAGUCGAAAUGGUUCAGGCUGGGGUUGGGGUUGGGGUGGGAUACCCAACAACACUCACAACUCCGGAUCUGACAGCUCGGGUUGGGGCAUGGGUCCUAACAACAAUUGCAGCUCGGGAUCUGGCGGCUCGGGUUCAGGCUGGGGCUAUGGAGGUCAUUCAAAAAACUUUAAUGCCACCUACAAUGGACCUAGAAAGAUCAUAGUCGGUGGAGACAAACAGUGGACUUACGGUUUUAAUUAUGCCGACUGGGCUUCUAAGACUGCUCCAUUCUUUCUCAAUGACAUACUUGUUUUCAAAUACAACCCACCAGUCCCAUUCACGCACAGCGUCUACCUGCUUCCGAACCCAUCGAGCUAUGAAAAGUGUGACGUGAAGAAAGGCAAAAUGCUUGCGUCCCCGAAGCAAGGUGCUGGAAAUGGCUUUGAGUUUGUUCUAAAACAGAUGAAGCCUUACUACAUUUCGUGCGGCGAGCAUGAAGGUGCUCACUGCAACAACGGUACCAUGAAGUUCACCGUCAUGCCCACGCUUCCCCGUUGGUAAUUUGGUAAUCCAAGUCCAACAUUAGUUUUUCAUUUGGUUGUUGUGUCAUCAAUAAAUGAGAUAUUACCAUUAUUUAUGUGUUACAAUAUUUACAUUUUGUUGGGAUUGUUUGUGGUUUUGCUUUAUGUUUUUAUUAUGAGAUCACCAUUGUUUGUAUACUACCAUAUUUUUGUGGUAAAAAAGGGCACCGUUUGGUAUUUUUAUGACAAGAUAUGAAAAAAUUUAAUAUUUA